AUGCGCAGCCAGAUGGAUCUCCCACCGAAGCUCGAGGCAGACCUCGAGGCAUAUACUGAAAACUACGAAUCCGCCUCCUGGUUGCUCGAGGACCAUCCUCUUCGAUCGCAUCCCACCCAGGGUGUCCCGGGGCUGGGCGCUGCUCUGGCCGAGUUCCAGGUGGACUUGAAGAAACACACCAAGUGGUACUUGGUCCGCUCCGUGCUUUUGAUCGCCGCAUGCUUGUACUGCCCUUUUCCAUUUAUCUCAGGCGAUCCCAUCGCUGGUCCAGAGUGCCCUCCUCGCCCCGUGCACCCCGCCAACGGUCGCCCCUGGUACGUGAAGUGCACGUUUCCCCGCCUGGAUCCUCGCCCAAGUGCUCUUACGCAAUCCGCUGCUGCCGGAUGCAAUGGGUUCCGCACCGAGGUUCGCUCGAUCGAGGGUGGACUCUAUCUGGGCCCGAUCCUCUCUCAGCCGCAGAAGGAAAACGAUCUUCAAUUGCGCCUCAAAUCGCUAAGCACGCAGUUGCAGCCUCCAGCGAGUCAUCCGUCAGUAACGGAUCGCUUGGGCGCGACGCGUCAGGGUGACUCGAGCAAUCCUUUUGUGCUGAUUCUGGACGUCAAGUCCCCAUUUGACGAAGUCUAUCCUACCCUGAUGUCCCAGCUUAGCACAGCUCGCCAAGAGGGAUCGUUGACUACUUGGAGUCGGGGCCAAUUUACCCUUCGUCAAUUAACUGUCGUCGUGACCGCCGAGAGUAAACCAGAGACUUAUUUCGCGGACGGGAAUGCCUCGGUCGCCAGUGACGUAUUCUGGACAUCGACCGCGGAUCUGGAAGGAGGACCGUUUUCCAACGAGCAUCUUGUGCCGCUUGUAUAA
Messenger RNA from Penicillium chermesinum, 855 nucleotides. RefSeq lists its product as uncharacterized. The transcript is spliced from 2 exons. NCBI's taxonomy places the organism in Eukaryota, Fungi, Ascomycota, Eurotiomycetes, Eurotiales, Aspergillaceae. Bases 1 to 855 code for a protein of 284 amino acids. The record is from RefSeq and is a predicted model, not a curated record.